CCCCACUAUAAAUUCCUCGAUCAACUUCAUCAAUUGUUCUUACAAUUAUUUCUCACAAUACUCUUCAUAUAGUAUCAUCAAAUAUGAACCUCUUCUCCUCUGUUAGGUAUGUAUACUUUCUGCUUCAUGACAAUGGUCCUCAUCGUAUAUAUAUUUGACUUGCUAAUUUGUAUCCUAUCCAGUCCAUAAUGGAACCCCCCCAACUUCGAUCGACUAUCACAAGCAUUCAGCAUAAUCUCCGAAGAAUGCCCUAAAUUCGUAAAUAUUCCUGCAUUCAAUCAAGGAGCUGAAAUUCUCAAUGUUCUCGCACGAAUAAAUGACCGGCUUGAUGGAAUUCUAACGCAGAUGGACCAGAGAUUUGCACAGAUGGACCAGAGAUUUGUGCAAAUGGACCAGAGAUUUGUACAGAUAAACCAGAGAUUUGAUACCUUAGAGGCAAGGAUGAUCGCUUUGUAAGUUCUCUUCUUUUUAGCUAUUGUAUUGUUCUUUAUUAUAUAUACUAAUCUAUAUCUCUCAAUAUUAGAAACCUUAAUUCUGUAGCUCGAGUACAAAAUUCGAUGGUAUCUUAUCUUGACAGAGGGCUUUUUCCUUUGGUCAAUGUAAGCACUUCCGAAAAUAUUCCAGAAUUUCCUAAAACACUUGUUGCUUUUAAUUGUAUAUCGAAUGCAAAUAUCAAUCGAGUACUUUUAGCAUUAGGGGUCGGUACCGAUGGAACUCUUGAAGCUAAACGCGAUAGACUUCGUGAUACUAUUGGUAUAAAGGUUGAUGGAGUUUAAGGUUAAUUUUGAGUCCAGUUGUUAUUAUAGUGCUUUUAGCACUAGGCGUCAAUAUUGGUGGAGGAGGCUAUAAAAACUAUGUUCGAAUGCCCAGCAAGAGGGCGGUAGGCUCUGGCAAAGGAACAGUACUUUAGCUAUCAAAUUAAUUCUUUCCAUAUUUCUCACCUA
Molecule: messenger RNA, 944 nt
Organism: Sclerotinia trifoliorum
Lineage: Eukaryota; Fungi; Ascomycota; Leotiomycetes; Helotiales; Sclerotiniaceae
Source: the annotation of a GenBank genome assembly